CGUUUGACCGUGCGCGUCCGUCGUCCGUGCGCAUCUCUUCAUUUCACUUUGCGCGCGCACUACCGCCGGCCCUGCGGUAUUCGCUCUUCUUCUUUCGAUGUGAGACGAUUUUCACUGAGGAGCGUCUCGCCAACGCUUUUUUUCAACAUCUAAACUCUGCACUCGCGUUUGGAGCUCGUCAACGUCGGUUUCCAGUGUGGAACCAUGGCCAACUCCGUGCGCAAGAUUUGCACGAAAAUCGGAAACGGUCAUCAGUACUUAUUGGGCACGGCCAAAACGACAGCGUACGGCGGUCACGUCGUGUCGGACACCGUUCAACAGCAUCACUUGGCCAGACCACAGGUCGAAACAUUGUGCAAAAUCAACUAUGCCGAAAAUUCGUUACGUCGGUCACAACCGUUGCUCGAUUACAUUGUUCGACCUGUCAAAAACAAACAAUCUGCAGAAGCAGCGGCUGUUGAAUGGUUUAACAGACACACAAAUCCCGAAAAUGAUGUUUGUCACAGCAGUGCGUUUAAACAAGACGAUCCCAUCAAGUCUGACAAAAAUACUAGCACGUCAGAUUCUAAAGGACUACCAAGUGCAGAACAGCUAGACCGUGUUUACAAUAGGUUGGGGGAAGAUUUACCAUUAAUGUUUAAGCAAAAUUUAGAUUAUGCAUUAUACCAUCCCAAAUUGGUAUUUGAGAAUAACAUCAGAGGAACAAAGAGUGUAGGCUUAGAAUAUUUUAUGUCAAUAAUUUCUAUACUGCGUUUGAUGGGCCAUAUUAAGUAUGCUUUUGUAAAAUUUGAUAUUUUAAAAAUUACCAAACAUCCAGAAGAUGGAACGAUUAAAAUACGUUGGAGAAUCAAAGGUAUAUCAGGAAUGAAAGUGUUUCUGAAGUUUUGGAAAUUCAGACUAUGGAAUUUGGAACAAGUCAUUAAAGAAAAUGUAGAAUCGUGGCAUGAUGGUUUUUCAAUAUUCUAUUUAGGGUCUGAUGGUUUGGUUCAUAAGCUUACUGCUGACAAAAUGCAACCAGAUAACGACCCAGUAAUUGAGGAAAAAAAUCCACUGGCGACAAAAUUGGCUCUCUUUUUAGGACUAUCACCACAGUUGGGUAAUUUGGAUUGCUUAAUUUCAUUUGACUCUGAACAGACAAAUGAAUUAUUGAAAAUGGUUAUUAUGUCCCUAGAAGAUGUUAUUUAAUAUUAAAGACAACAUUUAAUAAUACUUCGAGCCCUGUCAAAGAAUAUAUCCAUUAUUUUUAUACCAUGGAAAUUAUUGUUUAAUAAUAUUUAUGUGGCCGUUGUAUAUUUGUUGUUUUGUUAAUUAUGAAGAAAUGUUUGUUGAAUGUAAAAUAGUUAAAUAAGUAGAUAUUUAAUUAAACCCAACACCUUGAAUGUUGUUACUUGUGAUGAAAAACACAGAAUUGCUUAUAGAAUUACAAAAUACUGUUGUAGAUGAGCAUUGCAAUUGACUUGUCGUGUAAACCAAACAUAAAUAUAACGCUUCAUUGGUUCACCAAAUUUAAUAUAAUCAA
Rhopalosiphum maidis (corn leaf aphid) is the source of this 1519-nucleotide messenger RNA. RefSeq lists its product as uncharacterized. The record is from RefSeq and is a predicted model, not a curated record. Lineage: Eukaryota; Metazoa; Arthropoda; Insecta; Hemiptera; Aphididae. Bases 205 to 1185 code for a protein of 326 amino acids. The transcript has 6 exons.